CUGAAGCGCAUAGAGAGUCCAAUGGAGCCGCAGAGUACCGUGACGCCACUUGGGGAUGCAUCCUGCCCCUUCCCUACGCACAGUUCUGCAAAUCCUUGUGACAGCCUACAGUUCCAUUGCCACCCAAAUCACCGCAUCCUCCCAAUUCCAGAGGAUCUUCGCGUCUUUCUCAAUUUCGUUCCUGGAGGUUGUGAGGAGGCUUUGGAUGGUGCGAGUGGUGCCCCUGUGAACUUUUUGCUCUCAUUGAGGAAGUGAACUUCCAAGUGCUAUAUAGUGGUAUUCAAGAAGCAGGCACUUACGUUGGAAAUCAAAGUGCUGUUAAACAGUAUCCUAAGGUUCUUUAAGCAUGAUGUCAAAAUCAUUUUCUUUCUCUCCCUUGAUUUCUGGUAAAACCUACGGCGCUAUCCAGAACGUCAGUAACCAUUCAGUUCGGGAUGGUGGGCAGUUGAAAAUGUUCUCCACCUCCUUGACCUGCUCUCAACUUUAUCCCUCUACCUGCGUGCUUGCAGCCAAGCUUACCUGCAUCGGAACUCGAAGUUGCAGAUUUGUGUCCCUGCUUCAGCGACGUGGUAGCAAUUCAGCAGAUGUUAAACCUUUAAAUCAACUCGCAGCUGCUCCGUUCAGUUUGUUUGGUUUGAACCGUGUGGUGUGUUAUCAUUCUGCUUUUGACCUCGAGGAUGAGUUUGCUAAUAGGAACUCACAAGCUGUCUGGGUACGGAAGUCAGUAUUCAUCAACCUAGAUUCUACGAAUCUGAGAGCUAUAAAUGGAAUGCUCAACAUGUCUGCCACAAUGCAGGAAGGAUCUUCUCCCGAACCGAGAAGUGCACCAAAGUUUCAGCCUUUUCGACAUCGACACGCAUCAUGGUUGUUCCUUGGUCUUUGCAUAUGCUUGUCAGCCGCUGUCGGAUCCUUCGUCCCGCAAUUAUUGAUUGGUAGUUCCCCUGCUCUUGCUGAAGCUCUGGCUAAGAGACCUCCGAUUCCAACUGCUUCGAGUUCACGAUCUCAACCUACAGAGAGUGAGGAAUCGCAUGGGAAGAAAGUUCAUUUUGACUUUCAUGUCACCGGAGUUCCGGGAGAUGGAAGGUGCUUGUUCCGUGCGGUAGCCCAUGGGGCUUGCUUGAAGAGUGGGAGGCCGGCUCCCGAUGAAAGUACUCAACGUCAGAUGGCUGAUGAACUGCGUAACAGAGCUUUAGAUGAGCUUAUACGGCGUCGAGAAACAUCCGAAUGGUUUAUUGAAGGGGAUUUUGACGCGUAUGUUAGGCGUAUGCGUCUACCCCACACAUGGGGUGGUGAGCCUGAGCUUCUGAUGCUCUCCCACGUUCUACAGAUGCCCAUCACAGUCUACAUGAAGGAUAAAGGGGGUAUUAUCUCUAUUGCGGAAUAUGGCCAAGAGUAUGGUAACGAUGAUCCCGUUCGGGUCUUAUAUCAUGGCUUCGGACACUACGAAGCUCUGCAUUUAUCGGAAGACAGGCAGAGGUCAAGGCUGUAAGUGAUUUGUUAAUGUCCUUCAAAAGCUACCUAAGGAGGGCAUUAAACUAAAUAGCCUUCACUCUGAGGCGUUGUACGAAGAAUGUAUGUACACCUUUUUAUUGGCGCCAUAGCGAAGUCCUAAUCAGGCUAGAAAUCUCGUUUGCUCUUUUACAGCGAGCGCUAGCUUUAGCAGUUUCGUGUCCGACUGGUUUGUUGGUAUUUAUAAAGAACAAUGCCAGUUGGACAUAAGAUGGCAGAUUAAAGCAUGUGCUAGUUGUGCAGGUCUUAUUACUCUGCCGGCUCCUUAAGUAAGUCCCUACGAAGGAAACGAUGAUAUGGUGGUUUUGAUGACAUGUUUGAAAUACAUGGGUGCGCUUGCCAUCAUUUUAUACUAGUCCGAAAGCAGACUAAACCCUCUAUUUGAUACGAGCCCCGGUUUUUCGGAUGAAGAGUAUGACGAGAAUUUAGUUGCAUAUUUUAACUGA
This is a messenger RNA of Physcomitrium patens, 1955 nucleotides long. Lineage: Eukaryota; Viridiplantae; Streptophyta; Bryopsida; Funariales; Funariaceae. The record is from RefSeq and is a predicted model, not a curated record.